UCCAACUCGCCUUCCCAUUGGUCUGGAGGUACUGUUGUAAAAUGGCGCCCAGCGAAAUAUAAGUGGUCAAGAAAAAGAAAAAAACUGUCUUCAGCUAGAAAAUUAUUACAAAAAGAAGAAGCCUUAAAGCCACAGAGACAACUUUAAACAUUUGCUUCCUCGACGAAUAAGAAGGAGCGGGUAGAGAAGUGGCCGGCCCAAGACUCGGCACCAUUGAGGAAGAGAGGUAGCUUAUGCUAUCGAGCCUGCAAAACCUUUGCCAGCUAGCGGCGCAGCUAACAUUAAACACAUUUCUCCUUAAAGUAAGUGUUGGCAACAAUGAAUAAUUCCCUGGAUGGUACAAGCUCCUAUGAGGAGCUGGUGCGACAGAAAGCUCGGAGUAUCCCUCAGCAUCGCAUGAAGGAGUUUCUUGAGUCCUUGGCCAGUAAAGGCGCAGAUGCACUGCAGGAGUUCAGCCAACAAAGCGGAGAUGUUACAACCACCACAACAACGAUGGUGUAUCAGCAAGAUGCGAAUUGCAUCUACACAGACAGCACUGAAGUUGCAGGGUCACUUCUGGAACUAGCUUGUCCGGUUCAGGUCCAAGUUCAGACGCCGCAGCAGAUCCAAGAGUCAACAACCGGGCAACAAAAUGUUGAGAACGCAGAGAUAGUACAGGUGCAGAUUCAGGGUCAGUCGCCAGGGCAGAUGCUGGGUCAGGUCCUUCAAGUGCCCUCUAGUUCCCAUCAGCAGCUCCAAGGUGUGACAGCACAGCUAAUUCAGCCAGGAGAACUUACUGAGGAACAGCAACAGCAGCUCCAAGCCCAGUUGGUGGCGGCUGUUGCAGGGGGUCAACAGAUCCAAAUUCAAACAGUGGAUUCCCUCUCUCCAACUCAGCAACAGGACAGCACCGAGAGGAGGGCUUUGGGUGCCUCCUCCCAAGGCGCAGGUGUCCUCCAGCCAGCCAAGAAACGAAAAGUGGACAUGCCCAUCACAGUGUCCUAUGCCCUACCUGGUCAGCAGGUGGCGACAGUCUUGGCUAUCCCACAAGCGCAGGGUCAGCAGCAGAGUUAUGUUUCCCUGCGACCUGACCUGCUAACAGUGGACAGCUCCCACCUUUACAGUGCUACUGGCACAAUCACCAGCCCCACAGGGGAGACCUGGACCAUUCCUGUCUAUUCUGCUCCUGCAGGAGCUGGAGGACGGGAGCAGGUCACGCACAUUGCCAUCCCUCAGGAAGCCUAUGGAACUGUGCAGGUAGCCGGGGCGAAUACUACAACCAUGACCACAAUGCCAACACAAGUCACUGUUGAAAAUGACAAGUUGAAAAACUCGUCCAGUCAAAGUCAGACAGCUCAGGCUGUUUCCAGCAUAACAAGCACUGGAGGAAUUGGGGGGCAAGAAGAAGUGGUGCACACCUUGGCCGCGAACACACUGUUCCCUGCUCAACUGAUGAAUGGCAAUAUCCACAUCCCAGUAGCAGUACAGGGCUACUCCAACACUACGCAGUCACUCAUUUGGGACCCGCAGCAGCAGGUGCUGCACACACAGGGACUAACUGGGCAGGAUGGACAGCCGAUACAGGCCCAGGCAGUGGUGGCAGAGGUCGACGGGCAAGGCCAGCAGCAAGUGCAAGUUCAGGAGCUUCUCCUUCCUGCCACUCUCAAACCAGAGGAAGGGCUGGAAGUGUGGUGUUCCUGGGCUCAGCGGAAAAAUGCGGAAAUGGACAAAUCAGAUCAAAACAAACUGGCUCCCAUUGGCCGACGGCAGGCGCUGCGUUUCCAGGAAGACUUGGUCUCGUGUGCUGUAGCUGAGCUCUGCAUGGGUCUCUCUUUAAUGACCACAGAGGCCCGAGGCCUAGAAGGAGAGCCAUACGAAGCUGACGUCCUUUACUAUGUAUUUCUGUGUAUCCAAAAAUAUCUGUUUGAUAAUGGUCGCGUGGAUGACAUCUUUUCAGACCAGUACUACACUCGUUUUGGUAAAAGUUUACACCAGAUUCUCCAACCCUGGACGCCGUCUGUUCAUCCACUUGGCUAUAUAAUCCCCAGUCAUGUGACAGAGGAGAUGCUGUGGGAAUGUAAACAACUUGGAGCUCAUUCCCCAUCAACGUUACUUACAACUCUAAUGUUCUACAACACAAAGUAUUUUCAUCUGAAGACAAUUGAGCAGCAUCUAAAGGUUGCCUUUUCUAAAGUCUUAAGACACACCAGGAAGAGUCCCAAUAAUCCCAAAGACAAGAGCACCAGCAUUCGAUACCUGAAAACAACAGAAAGAUUCAUAGGUCAGAAAGUCACAGAUGACAUGUACUCAGAGCAGCUGGAAGACCCAGAAAAUCCUUUACGAUGCCCCAUCAAGCUGUAUGAUUUCUACCUCUUCAAAUGUCCGCAGAGCGCCAAGGGACGUAACGACACAUUCUACCUAACUCCAGAGUCCGUUGUUGCUCCAAACAGCCCCAUCUGGUACUCUACUCAGCCGAUCCCAAAAGAGGAGUUGGAACAGAUGUUGACUCGCAUCCUUGUUGUCCGUGAAAUCCAGGAAACCAUCAAUAGCUUACACUAAUUGGACCGAAAGUGUUACCCACAUGAACAAAACUGCUCCUUUAUCUUCACCAUGCCUUGAGAACUCAUUUAGUAGUACUUUCUAUUCCUUCACAUCUCUUGCAGGCAUGGAUAUGUUCAUAUUCAUUUAUCUGCAAACCUAUUAUCUUGUACAUGUGAAAUGUACAUACAGUCAGUACAAGCAAUUAUUUCACUUAUUCAAAGGAAUACCUUAACUACUCUGCUGUUUUGUUCCUUGUUCCUUGGCCAAAGGAUGAUUGGACCUAAUCUCUCAGCUAUAAUUUUGUAUAUUUUAACUGUGGGUCUUUUCAUUAUUCGCUAUGAAAUGUUUAUAUGCUUUCCAGAAACAACCGUAAUAUAUUUCUUUUGCUACUUUUUACGGACUUCCUUUCCUUUAUAUUCAUCUCAGCGGUAUUAAUGCUGAGGGUGGUUUGACAACUUUAUUUUUACUCUUUCUGUCUGCUCACGCAAAGGAUAUGGAACUUUGUGGAUGCUGGUUGUGUAGAACUCCCCCACCCACCCCAAUUGGAAAUUAAGCGCCUCCAAGUUGUCUCGCGAUGGACAUUCGGCAACGGGGAGGGCCCUGCAUCGCUCUUAAAUCAUGCUAAAGAGCAACAAUUUGUUUAUUAUGCGAGUCUAAAUACUCUUCCAAGUGACAAGCCUUUAAUGUUCUAUAAUGUAAAAUAUUCAGCUCCUCCAUGUAGUGAGACUGGCUGUGCCUGAGGGUUUUCUGAAACAUGACCUUUUUUGUACAGCUGCUAUACCAUGUGUUUGCCUUUCUAGUAGGUUCAGUGUCUGUUCUGCACAUGCAUCCUUAAGUACUAGUAGCUCGCAUUGUGUCAUAAUAAAAUGCUGCACAAUGAA
Molecule: messenger RNA, 3401 nt
Organism: Corythoichthys intestinalis (scribbled pipefish)
Lineage: Eukaryota; Metazoa; Chordata; Actinopteri; Syngnathiformes; Syngnathidae
Product: transcriptional regulator QRICH1-like
Exons: 12
Coding region: 319-2538 (739 amino acids)
Source: RefSeq, a predicted model, not a curated record